Molecule: messenger RNA, 357 nt
Organism: Rhizophagus irregularis DAOM 181602=DAOM 197198
Lineage: Eukaryota; Fungi; Glomeromycota; Glomeromycetes; Glomerales; Glomeraceae
Source: RefSeq, a predicted model, not a curated record
AUGUCAUCAAUAGCACCAGGAGGAUAUGGUGUACUACUAGGAUUUACAGCAUCAAUGAAUCCAAAUUUACCAAGAAUAUUUUUCAAAACUGUAAAUAAGAUUUAUCUACUCACUUUACUAUAUGGUACUACUAAUGCUACUGCUUGCACUGAUCUGAACCUUCCUGCUUAUCAAAUGACAAUUCCAAUUGAAGAUGUUUUUUGGAACUUUCCAAUAGUUUUGGAUUCCACUACAAAUACCAAUGUCCCAAAUAAAACUGAUUACACCAUAACAGUUCCUGAUGCAAUCACAGUUCCCAAUUUUAUCAUUGACUUAUUUGUAAUCCAGCAAAUAGUUAUAGAAUGUCAAAGAGUGUAA